This is a messenger RNA of Musca vetustissima, 1206 nucleotides long. RefSeq lists its product as uncharacterized. The transcript is spliced from 4 exons. Gene Ontology annotation, cellular component: tRNA-intron endonuclease complex. Lineage: Eukaryota; Metazoa; Arthropoda; Insecta; Diptera; Muscidae. The record is from RefSeq and is a predicted model, not a curated record. Gene Ontology annotation, biological process: tRNA-type intron splice site recognition and cleavage. Bases 1 to 1206 code for a protein of 401 amino acids.
AUGAGUCUAAAAAUCACAGAAAACGUAGUAAACGUUCAGCCAAAGACCAACUAUUUAAGUUCCACAGAAUUAACACAACUCAGGAAUGUAGACUUGAAUGGUUUCACUUUGGGUCUAAAAAGAACAUUGCCAGAGAAUACAGAAGAAGAAAAACAGGAACUGGAAACGCUCUAUGCUCAACUUCAAAACCAAUUAUCCACACCGCGCAUCGAACGUUUAAGUGGCAGAGCUGUAGCUGAAUGGGAUAACAAUGUUAAAGCUGUGCGUAUAAUACGCAAAGAUGGCAAAUUUGGUACAUUUGGCUAUAGUGAGAAUGGAGAACUAUAUUUGGAAUAUUAUGAAGCAUUGUUUUUAUUAGAGGUGAAUCGCCUUCAACUUGAAUACAAAUCAAGAAACCUAAGUAUCGAACAAGCCUACCUCUUGCUAUUGGGUGAAAAUAAAUCUAGCAAAUAUUGUGAAUAUCUGGUAUAUUCGCAUUUCACACGUGUUGGUUAUAUUUUGGUUAAACAUCAAAAUAUAAAUUUUCCCAAAUAUCAAAUUGAAACAGCUGAAGAUUGUACCUGGGCAAUAUUGGAAGCAGAAUUACAAAAUGAAACUCUUCCGGAUUAUGUGAAAAAAUCAAUAUUUUAUGGCAAAGUUAAACAACAAUUUGAUCAAAUACGAGAUAAUAUUAAAUACCAAAAUAAUAGAGAAGACACAUCUAGCGAAAUGAAUGAUAUUGAAAUGCAUUUAAAUGGUAAUGUGAAAUUAAACCUAAAACGAAAAGCGACGGAAAAUGAUGAUAAUAAUUGGAAUAAUGCAAAGAGACGUCGUUAUUGUAGUGCAAAUAUUUUUCGUAAAAGUUUGGUGGAUUUUCUCAAAGAUGAAGAUGAAUAUAAGCAAUUUAAAGAACAAUUCGAGCAAUUCAAUAUUGUGGCCCUAAAGAAUUAUGAAGAUGAUGAGGAGAAAUCGGAUGAUGAAGAGAAGUCGGAGAACGGGGAAACUUUUCGAAUAAACUUUGAUGUUUAUUUUCACAAUGAAGGCUUUCGUAAAAGUUCACCACAUAUUCCGAAUUUUCGUGUAAUUAUUUUGGAAUCACAUCAACGAUUUCCCACACAUAGAGAAAUUUACUGUACAUAUCGUCAGCAAUUGAAUCCGGUGCCUUUGCUAUUGGUGACUGUAAAUGAUUCAAAACAAAUUCAGGCAUUUUUGUAUCAUUUUAGUUGA